AUGGAUAUCAACCAGGUGUUGGAGGGGACAUUGUCUGCUGAUGCCACCACCCGUCAGAACGCCGAGCAGCAGCUUACCCAGGCCGCCGACUCCGACUUUUCUCAGUACCUUUCCAUCCUUGGCGGACAGCUUGCAGACGAAAAUGCCCAAGCACACAUUCGAACCGCCGCCGCUCUGGCGCUGAAGAAUGCUUUCACAGCCCGCGAAUAUGCCAGAUUACGUCAGGUUCAGGAAAGGUGGAUCAACUUAGACCCUCAGAUCAAGCAGGAAGUCAAGCAGCUGGCUCUCCGUACAUUGACUACGCCUAACAAGCAAGUCGGUACCACUGUUGCCCAACUCAUUGCCUCCAUCGCUGCGAUCGAACUACCCCGCAACCAAUGGCCGGAGCUUAUGCAAACCCUCGUCGAGAAUGUCGGCCAGGGCAACGACAGCCAGAAACAAUCCUCGCUGACUACGAUCGGUUACAUUUGCGACACCGAUGAUAUCGAUUUGAGGGAUGCAUUGGCACACCACUCCAACGCUAUUCUGACAGCCGUUGUGCAGGGUGCUCGCAAGGAAGAGACAAAUCCCGAUGUCCGUGUGGCAGCCAUCCAGGCUCUCAGCGACUCGAUCGAGUUCGUGCGAUCGAACUUCGAGAACGAGGGCGAGCGCAACUACAUCAUGCAGGUCAUCUGCGAGGCUACACAGGCGGAUGACACACGGAUUCAGCAAGGAUCGUAUGGAUGUCUCAAUCGCAUCAUGGGUCUUUACUACGAUAAGAUGCGCUUCUACAUGGAGAAGGCUCUGUUCGGUCUCACAAUUCAGGGUAUGAAGAGCGACGAGGAGGAUGUUGCCAAGCUUGCUGUUGAGUUCUGGUGCACAGUCUGCGAGGAGGAAAUCGCGAUCGAGGACGACAACACACAAGCGCAGACUGAGGGGUCUACUGAGUUGCGCGAUUACUUCAACUUUGCCCGUGUCGCCACACAAGAGGUCGUUCCUGUCCUGCUUGAGCUUAUGGCGAAGCAGGACGAGGAUGCCGAUGACAACGAAUACAACACAUCGCGCGCGGCCUACCAGUGUCUGCAGCUGUGGGCACAGUGUGUUGGCAGUGCUGUCAUGCCUCCCGUCCUUACGUUCAUUGAGAAGCACAUUCGCUCGGAAGACUGGCACUACAGGGAUGCUUCCGUUUCCGCUUUCGGUGCGAUCAUGGAGGGUCCCGAGGAGCACGUAUUGGAUCCCAUUGUCAAGCAGGCUUUGCCCACCCUUAUUGGCAUGAUGGACGACCAGAACAUCCACGUCAAGGACUCGGCUGCGUAUGCAUUGGGCCGUAUUUGCGAGGCUGUUCCGGGUGCUCUCGAUGCUCAGCAGCAUCUUCCUCCUCUGAUUGGCGCUCUUUUCAACGGUCUUUCCAGCAAUCCCAAGAUGGCUACAUCUUGCUGUUGGUCACUGAUGAACUUGGCUGACAGGUUCGCCGGCGAGCCCGGAUGCCAGAACAACCCACUCUCCGCUCACUUUGCUCAAAGUGUGCAGCACCUCCUUCAGGUUACCGAGAGGGGUGAUGCCGACAACCAGCUCAGGACUGCCGCGUACGAGGUACUCAACUCCUUUGUCACAAACGCGGCAGCUGACAGUGUUCCUCUUGUCAACGAGCUGUCCAACGUCAUCCUGGAGCGUCUCGAGAAGUCGAUCAACCUUCAGUCCCAGGUCGUCAGCGUUGAGGAUAAGCUUACCCUUGAAGAGAUGCAGACGAGUCUGGCCAGCGUUGUCAUGGCGAUUGUCCAGCGUCUGGAAAGCGACAUCAGGCCUCAGGCCGAUCGCAUUAUGCAGAUCCUGCUCGGAACCUUGUCUUCCCUCCCACCCAAGUCGAGUGUCCCUGACACAGUUUUCGCUGCUAUUGCAUCUAUUGCUACUGCACUUGACGACGACUUCCAGAAGUACAUGGAGGCUUUCUCUCCUUACUUGUACAAUGCUCUGAACAACCAAGAGGAGCCUGCCUUGUGCUCCGUUGCUAUUGGCCUUGUUUCUGACAUUACACGCUCGCUACAGGACAAGGUUCAGCCUUACUGUGAUGCCUUCAUGAACUCUCUACUCAACAACCUCCGGAGCCCUGCCCUCGGCAACCAGCUUAAGCCUGCGAUUCUGCAGUGCUUCGGUGAUAUUGCACAUGCCAUCGGUGGCGCAUUCGAGACAUACCUGGCCGUUGUGGCUCAGGUACUCCAGCAGGCUGGUCAAGUCACAUUGACCACCGAGAACAACUACGAGAUGAUCGACUACAUCACGUCGCUGAGGGAAGGUAUUCUCGAUGCUUGGGAUGGUGCCAUCAACGCCAUGAAGGCAAGCAACAAGAGUAACCUCCUUGUUCCCUUCCUCGACUCGAUCUUCGAGCUGCUCCGCACAAUCCAACAGGACCCAAACAGGACCGAGGGUCUCCUCAGAUCUGCUUGCGGUGUCAUUGGCGAUUUGGCCGAUACCUUCCAGAAUGGUGAAGUCAGGGAGUACUUCCGUCAUGACUUCCUCACGGCAAUGACAAGGGAGACCAGGGCAAACCAGGACUUCAGCGGACGCACGCGUGAUACCGCGCGCUGGGCCCGUGAGCAGAUCAAGCGUCAAAUUGGUAAGUAG
Didymella exigua CBS 183.55 is the source of this 2601-nucleotide messenger RNA. RefSeq names its product importin subunit beta-1. Gene Ontology annotation, biological process: protein import into nucleus. Gene Ontology annotation, cellular component: nucleus; cytoplasm. The coding region runs from base 1 to 2601 and encodes 866 amino acids. The transcript is spliced from 5 exons. Gene Ontology annotation, molecular function: nuclear import signal receptor activity; small GTPase binding. The record is from RefSeq and is a predicted model, not a curated record. NCBI's taxonomy places the organism in Eukaryota, Fungi, Ascomycota, Dothideomycetes, Pleosporales, Didymellaceae.